This is a messenger RNA of Mycena indigotica, 1377 nucleotides long. RefSeq names its product BTB domain-containing protein. The transcript is spliced from 6 exons. The record is from RefSeq and is a predicted model, not a curated record. NCBI's taxonomy places the organism in Eukaryota, Fungi, Basidiomycota, Agaricomycetes, Agaricales, Mycenaceae. Bases 1 to 1377 code for a protein of 458 amino acids. Gene Ontology annotation, molecular function: protein binding.
AUGAACAACCCUUCUCACAUAUUAAUCGCGCGAGGCCACAACCCCUCUGCCUCUUUGUCGAGCCCCACCGAAACUCAUGCCGCCGCAUCAGGCAUAUUCCGGUCAACUAGCUCACCGCCAUGGCUGCUCGAAGAAACUGAAACGGAGGACACCGUAUCUGAAUCAAGCAUCGAGGACGAUUUAGAGCUUGACCAAACAUUCACAAAGGCUUACCCUUUCCCUGGAACUGUCAAAAUAGUCGUUCAAAACACAACCUUCUGGACUCAUAAAGAAGUGUUAUACUUUGCCUCCCCAUUCUUCGAAGCGGCGCUGAGCGGCAACUGGGCCGAAACAGGACGACCACAGUCAAUGUCCUCCAUCAUAACAAUCUCUCAAACGCCUACUGUCCCCGGAAAUAAAUCUGCGCCCACAGAAAUGACCUUCGCCCCGAUGGACCCCGAUAUAGACUCAGAGGAUCCUGAAUCACCAGACCAACCUCCAACCGAUACCGAGGAGGACGACUCCAAGUCAAAGAACGGCGAUGCCAAAGCACAGGCCAUAGAUCAAAGUCUCGCGAAACUAGAGAGCAAGCCACCCAUUAAAAUCCCUCCUCCCUCGACAUUGAAGCGGCGAACCAGAAUGGCUGAUGCAGUGAUUGUGUUAAAAGAGGAGCGUGCCAGCACAUUUCACGACUUUCUCAAAUUUGUGUACCCUCACCUCGAGUGCACUAUAACAUGGAACAAUGCGGAGAGUCUCAUGAACAUCUCAGACAAGCUUUGUGCGCCUGCGCUACAACAGGAAUGUCUCAAAUUUCUCCUUACCCAUGCUGCUGGGCGGCCAAUCAAGGCACUCCGUAUAGCCGAGAUAUUUGAAGAAGAGGACCUCUAUCAACAAGCAAGUCGUUUUGUCCUUGAUAAUCCAGGCGGGUGGUCAGAGCAAGAGUUGAAUACUCUCAGUCGAGAUACGCUUUUGAAACUCGAAAAACGGCGAAACUGGUUCCUCGAACGUGUUUUGAAACUCGGUCUAACCGUGGUUUCGAAAGAAUAUCAAUGUUGCCCCACAUGUCCCGAUCCGGCCAACUGCGCUCGACUAUUAGAAGAUAAGUGGCGGCAAGCAUAUCAUGCAGUAUUUCGAAUUGGACCGCCACGACCAUCUAUGGUCUUCCGCUAUCUGCGACAGUUGGAGGUGGAAAAGCCGUUGAGUUUAACACACUUGAGCUGCCAAACAAGUGCGAAGGCAUUUGUCGCUACAUUAUUUGACCGCAUGUUCUCUCUGGGUGUCAGGGGAAGUGGGACCGACACAGCGCCUCGAAGACACUUUUUAUACUGCUCUCUCAAGUCGGAGCCACAACCUCAGACGAAACGGUCACGUGAAGUAAUUUCCAUGUCUGCGUCAUGA